AUGGAUUCUCCUCUUCUCUCAUCCAGAACAGAAACUUGUGGAGCCUCUGAGAGCCCAACCAUAAUUACUGUGCCACCCCCACUAGACCCAAGCGAGAGCCGGAUCGUCCCAGUCAAGAAGAGCUUCAAGUGCUGCACGCGCUCCGACCAGCAACAGUACUCGUCCAUCUACAAGGUCCCCGCCUACAUCACCAAGCUCAACAGCAAGGCCUACCAGCCGCAGGUUGUCUCUCUCGGCCCCUACCACCACGACAAAGGUGAACUCCAACCAAUGGAGGAACACAAGCUCCACGCGCGCCGCCACUUUGUCACGCGGUCCAGGAAGACUGACGGGCCCUUCCUCGAGUCCCUGAGGGAGGUGGCGCAGGACCUCAAGGAGAGCUACCAAGCACUGGACCAGAAUUGGAAGGAGGACACGGAGGACCAGUUCCUGAAUCUGAUGAUCACGGACGGCUGCUUCAUGCUCGAGAUCAUGAGGACCACGGUAGGGGAGAAGCGUGACUAUGCACCCAAGAACCCCAUCUUCAACAUCUACAGUCGGAAAUACAGAACGCGGGACAUAAGGCGGGACAUGCUGAUGCUGGAGAAUCAGCUGCCGAUGCUAGUACUGUAUCGGCUGUUCGCGGUCGAGAACAAUGGCAAGGAGCGUGACGAAUACGAAUACAUCAACAGGCUUAUCCUCAGGUUCUACUCCCUCGACCCGGGCAACAAGGAGAUGGGCAGAUGCCUGCACGUCUUGGACGUCCUCAGGAAAGGCCUCCUGAUGGAGCCCAAGGAGGUCCAGCCCGACCUGGAAAACGAGGAGUCUCUGGCUGGCGAGGAGAUUAUCCAGUCGGCCACCGAGCUCGAGCCCUGGAUCCGGUUCAAGAAGAGCAAGACAAGCAGCCUCAAGGACGUCUCCUUUGCUCGAGGGGUCCUGAGGCUCCCCGUCAUCACGGUGGACGACACCACCCAGUCCAUGUUCCUCAACCUCAUGACUUUCGAGCGCUUGCACGUCAGGGCUGGGAACGAGAUCACAUCCUACGUCACCUUCAUGGACAACAUCAUCGAUGAUGAGCGGGAUGUCGAGCUGCUCCAAGCCCAAGGCAUCAUCCAGAAUGCCGUCCGGAGCAACGAGGUGGUGGCCAAGCUAUUCAACUCGCUCUGCAAGGAAGUGCCGCUCGAAUCCACCAGGAGACUCGACAUCGUUCAAAAGAACAUCAAUGAGUACCGCCAGCAGCCCUGGAACAUUGGGAGGGCCACUCUCAAACGCUGGGGGGCUAAUCUCAACCGCACCUACUUCAGGAGUCCUUGGUCGACAUUGUCCGUAGGCGCCGCCAUCUUCCUCUUUGUGCUCACCAUAAUUCAGACCGUGUAUGUUGUGCUCACCUACUAUUAUUGA
Messenger RNA from Rhodamnia argentea, 1380 nucleotides. RefSeq names its product UPF0481 protein At3g47200-like. The transcript has 2 exons. NCBI's taxonomy places the organism in Eukaryota, Viridiplantae, Streptophyta, Magnoliopsida, Myrtales, Myrtaceae. The record is from RefSeq and is a predicted model, not a curated record. The coding region runs from base 1 to 1380 and encodes 459 amino acids.